Molecule: messenger RNA, 2081 nt
Organism: Sciurus carolinensis (gray squirrel)
Lineage: Eukaryota; Metazoa; Chordata; Mammalia; Rodentia; Sciuridae
Gene: Znf181
Product: zinc finger protein 181
Exons: 5
Coding region: 130-1833 (567 amino acids)
Biological process (GO): negative regulation of transcription by RNA polymerase II
Molecular function (GO): DNA-binding transcription repressor activity, RNA polymerase II-specific
Source: RefSeq, a predicted model, not a curated record
GGGCUGUUCCAGGGAGGUGGCGGCCUGUGGCGGCCGUUGCCGACUCGCCGGCGUCCGGAGCGUCAGGACACUACCCAUCCAUAAGCCACGAGGCUAGAAAAGGAACUGUGUGGACUAUUGGAAAUUGUAAUGUCUCAGGUGACAUUUAGUGAUGUGGCUAUAGACUUCUCUCAUGAAGAGUGGGCAUGGUUAGAUUCUGCGCAGAAGGAUUUAUACAAGGAUGUGAUGGUGCAGAAUUAUGAGAAUCUGGUUUCUCUAGCAGGUCUUUCCAUAGCUAAGCCAUAUGUGAUCACUUUAUUGGAGGAUGGAAAAGAACCCUGGAUGGUGGAGAAAAAACUGUCAAAAGAUCGGGAAUCAAGAUGGAAAAAUAAGGAAUUAUCAACAAAGGAUAUUUAUGAUGAAGAUUCAUCCCAAACAGAAAUAAUAGAAAAAAACAUAAAGCAGCAUUGUGAAUUUUCAGGUUUUAACAAGAAUGGGAAAUAUAAAGAGAAGUUGGAAGGGAAGCAUGGACAUCAGGUAGAACAUUGCAGACCAGUGACCCUCCCCUUCAGUGAAAGCCCCUCUGGGGAAAGUGUUGACAAAUACAGUACGUCAUUUAGAAGCAUCUUCCACGUAAAGCCUACUGUUUCUGGACCACAGAGAAUUUCUGCUGAAGGGAUAGCACAUAAGCAUGAUGUGUUGAAGAAGAAUUUACCAAAAAGGUCAGUUAUAAAAAAUGAAAAGAUAAGUGGCAGAAAGAAAGUUUUGAGUUCUAAUGAAAGUGUGGCAGCUUUUAACCAGAGCAAAUCUCAUACCCUUCACCAGACUUAUAGUAGAGAGAAGAUCUAUACAUGCAGUGAAUGUGGGAAAGCUUUUGGCAAACAAUCAAUCCUUAAUCGUCACUGGAGAAUUCAUACAGGAGAGAAACCUUAUCAUUGUCGUGAAUGUGGGAAGACUUUUAGCCAUGGUUCAUCCCUUACUCGACAUCAAAUAAGCCAUAGUGGAGAGAAGCCUUACAAGUGUAUUGAAUGUGGGAAGUCCUUUAGUCAUGUCUCUUCUCUUACUAACCAUCAAAGCACUCACACUGGAGAGAAACCAUAUGAAUGUAUGAACUGUGGAAAGUCUUUUAGUCGUGUUUCACAUCUCAUUGAACAUCUAAGGAUUCAUACUCAAGAAAAACUUUAUGAGUGCCAAAUAUGUGAGAAGGCCUUCAUUCAUAGGUCAUCUCUUAUCCACCAUCAGAAAAUUCAUACUGGAGAGAAGCCUUAUGAAUGUAGUGGAUGUGGGAAAGCUUUUUGCUGUAGCUCACACCUUACCCGACAUCAAAGAAUUCACACUAUCGAGAAACAAUAUGAAUGUAACAAAUGUCUGAAAGUCUUUAGUAGCCUCUCAUUUCUUAUUCAACAUCAGAGUAUUCAUACUGAAGAAAAACCCUUUGAAUGUCAGAAAUGUAGGAAAUCUUUCAACCAGCUUGAAUCACUGAAUAUGCAUUUGAGAAAUCACAUUAGAUUGAAACCUUAUGAAUGCAGUAUAUGUGGGAAAGCCUUCAGUCACAGGUCAUCCCUGCUUCAACAUCACAGAAUUCACACUGGAGAAAAACCUUAUGAAUGUAUUAAAUGUGGGAAGACUUUCAGCUGUAGUUCAAACCUUACUGUACAUCAGAGAAUUCAUACUGGAGAAAAGCCAUAUAAAUGUGAUGAAUGUGGAAAAGCUUUUAGCAAAGGUUCAAAUCUUACUGCCCACCAGAGAACACAUAAUGGAGAGAAAUCCAGUAAUUCAGUAAAUAUGGAAAAGUCCUUAGACCAUAUGAAUCAGUAUGUAUAUGAGAAAUGUUACAAGAGAGAAACUAUAUGAAGCAGUAUUUGUCAAUAAAUUUCAGCCACAAACUAAUUCAAUAUCAGAAAAAAUUUUGAGAGUAGUCUUAAAUAAGUGUAAUGUUUAUGGGAAGAGCUUUAGUAAUGCAACCUUUAUUGUCUGAUACGGUCAUGCUGUAGAAAACUGUAAGAAGAUAUCAGAUGUGGGAAAGCCUUUGUCAGCAUUAAUCCCUUAACUGACAUAAGUCAAAAAUAAGGAGAAAAAAAAAAAAAAAAAAAAACCCUAUA